AUGAUUUCACUGGGAAUAAAUUUUCUUGCUGGUGGCAGAUGCGGAGCACAUCACAAGAAAAUGGAUUGGCAUGAGGCUCGGCCUCCCCCUCCCCCUCCCCCUCAAGCACCCGUACGUAAAACACCUCCGGAGAUUGAACGGGUCAGGGACUGGAUCCGAGCCUGGGGAAGCAGACAAGACAAUGGCGAUGGCAGCGGAGGAGAAAUAGAAAUCAAUGAUGCCUACUUGUUAAAAAUCCUAAAGACGGCCUCGAAGAUCGAUCGAUUCUACCUGCGCAAAAAGCCCAGCACCAUUUAUCGAGUGCCAAAGGAACUCUAUUCAUCCGAUAAGAAGGCCUACGAGCCGAAAGCCGUCUGCGUCGGGCCUUUCUUCUACCAUUUGAUAUUUGAGGAACAUCUGCAAUCCAUGCAUACUUACAAGUGGGCAUGUGUGCACAAAUUACUGUCCAAGCAUAAUGAUCCCAUGGAUCUGCUUCGAAGGUGCCUGACGGAGAUGAAGAAACUAGAAGAAUACGUUCGAAGCUGUUAUUCAGAGACGUUUGAAUCAAUAGAUUCCGAUGAUUUCACUCGGAUGCUGAUGCUGGACGGCUGCUUCCUUCUCCAUCUCCUGCAAAGGCAUGCCGACAGUGGUGAGAAACCAAAAGUCGAUGACGUCGAUGCAGCCCAAGUUAUCGGCAGAUUGUGGAUCUGGAACCUGGUGAAGUAUGACCUGCUGUUGCUCCAAAACCAGAUCCCCUUCAUCGUCAUCCGGAGCUUAUAUGACUUACUUAAGACCGAUGAUAUCAAUCUUGUGGACUGUGCGAUUAAUUUGUUCAGUACUUUUGAUCCCUGCAGAAAACAGGAAGAACCUAAAUUCUACAUCCCGGUGGAAGAAGUUCAUCAUUUGCUCCAUUUGAUUUACUUAUCCGUUCUCCCAUGCCCACAAUAUUGUAACUCAUCCCCCAUGCCACAACCACCACUGUACUGGAUCCCCAGCGCCAAAGAGCUCAAAAUGGCUGGAAUGAAGUUCCAGAAGAGGAAGAAGGAAGGAGGCUUCUUGAGCUUCUUGGACGUAAAGUUCUCUGAUGGAGUGAUGGAAAUCCCCCAACUAGAGGUACAUGAUUACAGUAUCAGCUUAUUUCGAAAUUUUAUUGCCUUCGAACAGUGUUACGCAGACACGCAAUGCCACGUCACAGUUUAUGCGGCCUUCAUGGAUUUCCUGAUCAGGACCGCAGAGGAUGUGAGGUUGCUAUAUCUGAAUGACAUUCUCAUCAACAGCAUGACCGUUGACAAAGAUGCAAUAUUUUUUAGCCACAUUUGCAAUGAAGUUCACUAUGCACUAGAUACGAACUACCUUCGAAAAUUAUUUAGUGAUGUGAACGAGUAUCAUGAUUCCAAGUGGCCUAGGCUGCGUGCAUACCUUUCCCGACAGAUUAAAGGCUCUCCUUGGGGGUAUGUUUCCAUGAAUGUUGCUGCUGUAGGCCUUCUACUCACUGUUUUUCGGAUCCACUAGAAAUGUCCUCUCCCGUUAGUUCUGCAAGGAUGCUUCAGCAUCAAUGUUUAAGUUGUUUCUUCAGUUGUUUUAUUUUGGAAUAAGCACGGUGUGA
Molecule: messenger RNA, 1585 nt
Organism: Elaeis guineensis (African oil palm)
Lineage: Eukaryota; Viridiplantae; Streptophyta; Magnoliopsida; Arecales; Arecaceae
Product: UPF0481 protein At3g47200-like
Source: RefSeq, a predicted model, not a curated record